Oncorhynchus masou masou (cherry salmon) is the source of this 2106-nucleotide messenger RNA. RefSeq lists its product as uncharacterized. Bases 490 to 843 code for a protein of 117 amino acids. The record is from RefSeq and is a predicted model, not a curated record. The transcript has 2 exons. Lineage: Eukaryota; Metazoa; Chordata; Actinopteri; Salmoniformes; Salmonidae.
AUUAGUGCCGUCUGUGUCAGGUCUGCAACGGUGUCUCUUCAAACUGUGACAUUUUACUGCAUGCUUAAACUUCAAAGGGGUACUAAACAAGCACUAUUUCAGGAGGACAAGAGGGUUACUUUUUUUUCCAAAGGAGAAGGACACCUACCUUUUCCAGGAGGGAUUUGGUUUAUCGUUGUGUUGUGAGGAGUUGAGAACAAGUGUCUGGAUUUUUUAGAAUAUCCCCGUUCAACUGGGCAUUAUAUAGGCCUAUUGUGUGCACUUCUUUAUAACUGGUGCCCGUUCCCCAUCGCUCUCCUUAGGGUUUGUGUGUGUGUGGGUGUAUUGUGUGUGUGUGGGACAGAAAGGCAACAAACUCUGGGGGUGUCAGUGUGCACGUGCUAAACCAUUGCACUGCAAAGGGAGUGAUCCCUCGUUUAUCUGGUAUCAUCUCUCACUCUCCUCGUUUAUCUAUCAUCCCUCUCAACCCUUUGUUCUGAGAUUAUAAUCAUGGCCUCCUUUAAGACGUGGCUCUUGGGACUGUUCCUCGCCCUGCUCUGCACCUUCCAGACCCCUCUUGCCCCUGGCGUCAAGGCUCAAGACCUGCCGCUGGCCCCCCAACCGGAUGUAGUAGCUGAUGACGAGGGGGAGCAUGCAGCGGAUGUAGGGGGAGAUGACGACGAUGAUGAUGAUGGGGACAGUAAAGAGGAUGAUGACGACGACGACGAUGAUGACGACGACGAUGAUGACGACGACGACGAUGAUGGCGACGACGACGAUGAUAACGACGAUGAUGACGAUGAUGAUGAUGACGACGAUGACGACGAUGAUGAUGAUGACGACGAUGACCACACAGAGUUAUGAACACUCUGGGGAAAUUGAACUGGCCUGCCUGGAGUCCCAACUGUGUGUCAUCCUUCGUACAGUACACUAGAUAUGAACCUGGGGACUUACAGAAGCAUUGUAAUGACGAGUUAAAGGAGAUGUUUUUUUGUUUUUUUUUAAGUAACACAGACUUGAUAGAAUCAGUCAUCGGAUCAUAAUAUAAUUCAGAUCUUUUGAUUUGUGUCUUGUUUGAAAUAAUGGUUUCUUCUUUUUCACUCGUCCUUCCUUUCUCACGGUUAUGGAUUGGAUUGACAUGUAUUUGUGUCUCCUCCAUGUUAACCUACAGAGAAAGAAAGAGAGACAGUGGUGUAGAAAGAGGAGGCUUGAUAGAGACAGACAGACAGACAGACAGACAGACAGACAGACGAGGAGGUGGAAGGAGUGAAGGGUGAGGGGAGGCACAUGAGGGCUAAAGAAUUAAUUAAUUUACUAGAUAAGAGUAGUAAGGUGUGGUAAUAGUAACAGGGGUGUCAAUAGAGUUUCUCUCUUUCUCCACAUCUCUCAAUCUCUCUUUCUCUGUAGAGCUUCCUUCUUUGUCACUAUGUUGAAUAGUUCCAAUGAAAUGAAUGUACUGUAUAUGCAACCCUGGUCUAUGUUUUUACGUCAUCUUUGAAUGCAUAUUAAUAACACAUCUGUGAAUGUAUCCAUUCAUAUUUUGUCAUUCUCACUCAAACUCACUCAAGCGGUUCUCAGACUAUUAUGUUUGUACAAAGAUAAUCAUUCACAUACUGAGAACAGAAACUUCCGUUAUUUUCUUAAACUAAUUUGAAAUAUUUAUGUGGCCAUUCGUCAUUUGUCACUUUAGAGAGGAUAAUUGGAAUAUGAAUUAUUCUUAUAAUACAUUCAUUUGUAUAAUUGCGUAUGAUAUCAUUUUAGUUAGAUUACAUGUCAGAUAUCAGAGAUUUUACACCAGAUCAAUACGGAAAAAGAGAGAAAUAUAUCUGUUUUAGGUAGCUAAUUGACAAGACACGACAAUUACUCCAGGUGUUGCAUGAAUAGAAGUGUUUGACUCUGCUCUUAUUUUUAUGUGGAUUUUUUAAAUUGAUUUUUUUGUUGACUGUGAAACAACCCCUUUCUGUGAAAACUGUGACAAAAUAUCACCUCUGAUCAUGUCUCUCUAAACCUACUUUCAAUCAUAGAAUAAAUCAAUUGAUCAUGAAGUGUUGUGUUCUGUUGUUGCCUGGAGUCAUGGGUUUGGUGACUGACUACAUUCAUGGAGUAAUUCUGUGUAGUAUAAAAAAG